This is a messenger RNA of Aplosporella prunicola CBS 121167, 1635 nucleotides long. RefSeq lists its product as uncharacterized. The coding region runs from base 1 to 1635 and encodes 544 amino acids. The record is from RefSeq and is a predicted model, not a curated record. Lineage: Eukaryota; Fungi; Ascomycota; Dothideomycetes; Botryosphaeriales; Aplosporellaceae. Gene Ontology annotation, molecular function: metal ion binding. The transcript has 4 exons.
AUGGACGCCCCUCCGAACAGCGACGGCGACAGGCGGCCGUCGGUGGUACCAACACAAGAGCGUGGGGAGACUUGGUUGGACUUUCUACGCUCGGACGGGGGCGAAAGUCGAGCUGCUUCAGACGGGCGCCCGACGACGGCAGGAACGACGGGGACAACGGGGACUACGGGGACGACGGGGACGACGGGGACGACGGGAACGACAGGAACGGCAGACAGGAAGCGACGCCUCACCGGUUCCGACACGGCCAGGGAAGCGGCCAGCGACGUCUUCAUCCCCCCGUGGCAGCCCGACGCCGACGUCUCCCACUGCCCCGUCUGCGAGACGCCCUUUAGCUUCUGGUACCGCAAACACCACUGCCGUAAAUGCGGCCGCGUCGUCUGCGCAAACUGCUCGCCUCAUCGCAUCACCAUUCCGCGCCAGUACAUAGUCCAUCCGCCCGAGGAGCUACGCCUCCCCCGUAACCCCACGCUCAUCGACCUGCCCGGCCAUGUUGACGAAGACGCGUCGCCCCAGAGUACCAUAUCCACAAACCCGGCUCUAGGCGGCGGCGAGGAGGUGCGCGUGUGUAAUCCGUGUGUCCCUGACCCCAACUUCAGUCCACCGCCUCGCUCUGACCUCACGAACAACCGACUACCCUUCCCAGACUUCGAGACAACGGGCUUUCCACAUGACCAUGCGCCCCCUCCUUUUGCAACAUUCCAUCCCUCAAGUAGACCGAGGAAUAUGACAUAUGAUGGUGCGCAAGCUUUUGACCGACCGCACUCGCCGAACCACCGCCCGUCGCGAAGUGAUGUUAGCCAGAGGACAACAACUUUGUCGGGCACUGGCUUGUCAAACCCUUUCUCCAGUCGGCUUGUAAGCCUACAGCCCCCUACCAUGUACCCGCAACCGCCCGCCUUUGCUACCAGACCAGGUCAAAGCGCAACUCCGUUUCCUCCGUACGUGCCCCGUCUCGCCUCAGCAUACACAGGAAUGCCGCAUCAUAUGCGUUCUAGCCGAGCCUCUAGUGCCUCGAGCUCGCAACAACCGCUGCGCUACCGCUCACUUCUAGACGUCACAAGUCCCGACUCUGUAUCCGAAUCUUUUGCGCCAAACCAUCCUCAACCACAACCCCAAACCAGGCCACAGACGCGCCGCCAGAUUCCAGAAGAGGACGAAUGCCCAAUAUGUCACGAGGAAUUGCCUCCAAAGGGCCCCGAUGGAAGCACGGUUGCUCGGGAAGCCCAUGUCGAGGAGUGCAUCGCAGCAAAUUUCGCAGGCUCUUCAGGGCCCUCGCGUUCCUCGCCUCCCACUGCCAUCGAUGCUGCAGUUGCUGCAAAUUCAGCUCGGUCAGCAGAUGGAAGUGCGGGAACGACUCUUGCCCCUCCCGGUGAGCGAGUACAGGCUGAAGGAUCGAGGAGGCGCAGAGCCACGCAAGGGAUGCUCAGGUAUCGAGCCACCGAGAAGGAUUGUGUAGACGAAAAGGGCGAGGCGCAGGAGUGCGUCAUCUGCUUUGAAGAGUUUGAAGAAAGGGAUGAAAUGGGAAGGCUCGAGUGCUUCUGCAAGUUCCAUAGGGACUGCAUACGGCAAUGGUGGAACACCAAGGGCGAUGGUUGUUGCCCGACACACCAAGGCAGCUUUGUCUUGGGAUGA